Molecule: messenger RNA, 1876 nt
Organism: Solanum tuberosum (potato)
Lineage: Eukaryota; Viridiplantae; Streptophyta; Magnoliopsida; Solanales; Solanaceae
Exons: 4
Coding region: 283-1617 (444 amino acids)
Source: RefSeq, a predicted model, not a curated record
UCUGCAGGAAGAAGAUGUCUAGUUGAUGGCACACGUACAAGUCAAAACGACGAAAAGGCCCUCGGAAUUCUUCAAAUUUUCAUUUCUUCUCCUUCCUCUUACAAACCCUAGAUAGAAUCUUAUCACGCGAUCGAUUUCGAUAGCAGUUCGAUCUUAUUCGACUGCUGAUCCUUAAGCUUUCUGUUGGAACUUGCAAUUUAUUCAGCUUCUCAACAGUUGUUUGCUGAAAAAAUGAAAUUUUUAUAAGAUUUGAUCUGACGGAAGUUCAGAUAUAGCUGUGGAAUGGGCAGAAGUAGAGUUUUAGCGAUCAUUUUCAUAUUGUUAAUCGUUUCAGCAACUUCAAACGCGAAACUAUUCAAUUCCAGAAAGUUAGUUGAUUUAAUACAAAGCACCAAUUCAUCUUCUGAACAAAUUUCUGCAUCAAAUACUCCAGUUGAGGGUGAAAAGGAAGUCAAUGAUAACAAGUCUGUAAUCGCAAAAGAGAAGCCUGGAAAUCCUAAGGGAAACAAUGAUCCACCAAAAACCAGGCCAGAGGAACUAAAUUCAACUAUAGUCAAUGAUGGGAGAUCACAAACUGAAAAACAAAAGCCUAAAGAUCCUCAAGUAAUCAAUGAAGCACCUAAAGAUUUGAAGGACCAGAAUUCAACUGUAGUCAAUGAUGGAAGUUCAAAAGCUGAAAGUGAACAGCCUAAAGAUCCUCAGGGAAGAAAUGGUCCAACAAAUAUUGAUUCAAAAGAGCCAAAUACCACUGUAGUGAAUGGUGGGAGCUCUAAAGCUGACAAAGAGAACCCUAAAGAUCCUCAGCCUCAGGGAGGCAAUCACUUACCAAAAUUGGAUCCGGAUGGGUCUAAAAAUGAUAAAAAUGUGACUGUUGAAACCCCUCCACCUGUUGAGAAGAAGGAGAAUGAAGAAAAGAAGAAAAUAGAUGAAACAAUAAACUCGGAAGUGAACACCAAUGAGAGCUGUCAGAAGGCUACAAAAAUGUGCAGGAUUGGACAAACACUGCUUGCAUGCAUUCAGACACCCCAGAAUGGAUCUACUGAAUUGUUACUUGUGGUGCAAAAUGAAGGGGAAAAAGGAGUCAAAGUAAAUAUCAAUAUCCAACCUCCUCUAGAUGGUUCUCCACAACCUCCUAUUGAAAUACCCAAACAUCAAGUGGAAAAGAUCGAUAUUUCAUCAAUCUUGGGCAAAGGUGCUGAAAUAGUGCUGAAUGCUGGAGAUGCUAGUUGCAGGCUUCAAUUGGACAGGCAUGUUUCUGUGGAGAACAUUCUGCAGCAGGUGUCUCUUUAUUCUAAGCGUAUGACCCCCAUCUAUGGUGCAUAUUUCCUUUUCCUUGUAGCCCUACUUUUUGGCGGGACAUGGGCUUGCUGCAAGCUAAGGAAGAAGAGACAUCAAGAUGGUGUUGCGUAUCAGGAAUUAGAGAUGGGAAUGCCGGAAUCUGCCUCAGCUGCAAAUGUUGUUGCAGUAGAUGGUUGGGAUCAGGAUUGGGAUGACGAUUGGGAUGAGGAGAAUGCAGUGAAGUCACCAGGUGGACAUACCUAUGGGAACAUCUCUGCUAAUGGCCUCACGUCUAGGUCUUCUAAAAAGGACGGAUGGGAAAAUGACUGGGAUGAUUAGUAAUAGAACAUCCAAGAGAAAAAAAGAACUGUUCUGUGUUACAAGAGGUACAUCCACCACGGAAGAGCUGAACGUGUGAAAACUUUUUUUGUAAUUUAAAUCUAUAGUUUUUUUGUCUUUACAAACUUGAAUAUUCUUUCUCUUAGCACAUUCUUUUGACAGUAGUUAUUGGGUUACCUACUACAAUAUGUUGUUACAUAUGUAUUUUCCUUGUUGGAACGAUUUUUUAAGUGAAAUGAAAUAUUACACAUUAUACCUA